Molecule: messenger RNA, 2028 nt
Organism: Populus nigra (black poplar)
Lineage: Eukaryota; Viridiplantae; Streptophyta; Magnoliopsida; Malpighiales; Salicaceae
Product: nuclear transport factor 2-like
Exons: 9
Coding region: 352-1815 (487 amino acids)
Cellular component (GO): cytosol; ribonucleoprotein complex
Molecular function (GO): mRNA binding
Source: RefSeq, a predicted model, not a curated record
AAUCUCACUUGUUGUUAACAGUUAACACACACACACACACACAAGUUCGUUCGCAAGAGAAAAGAGAAGGAAGAGAAAUAGAGAAUUACAAGUCGAGGGAGAAAUCUAAGUACAGUUCUGUACUUUUCUAUAUUAAUCAAAAUUUUCUUUUAUUCGUUGUAGUAUAAAAAUCUUCUGUCGUUUGUACCUUUCUUCACUAGCAACCGCACCACUGCGCCUUAUUUUUUUCUUCUCUCUAUACUGGUAAUAAUAACUAUUUAGCGCCGCAAGGGCACGGUUAGUGUAGUAGUAAAUUUAUUCAAUAUCUCUCCCGGCGGCGAGCGAGCGAGUUUAUUGCUGCUUUAACGAGAGAUGGCAACGCAGGUGGAUGAAUCUACUGUCAAACUUGAUCCAAAAGUGGUGGGGAAUGCUUUUGCGGAGCAGUACUACAACACCUUGUCCAAGUCUCCCGAGCUGCUUCAUAACUUUUACAAUGAUGCGAGCUUGAUUGGCAGGCCAGGCUCAGAUGGUUCAGUGUCUCCUAUUUCAACUUUAGAAGAGAUUAAAAAAUUGAUCCUCUCUCUUGACUAUAAGAAUUGUGUAGUCGAGAUACAGACUAUUGAUUCUCAGGAAUCUUAUGAGAAUGGGGUAAUGGUGUUGGUUACUGGUUUCUUUGCUGGAAAGGACAGUACCAGACAAAACUUUACACAAGCAUUUUUCUUGGUCCCGCAAGAUGAUGGGAGGAGAUAUUAUGUUUUGAAUGAUAUUUUUAGAUACAUGGAAGAAUCAGAGAAUAAGAAAAUUAGUGAUGAAGACAACAUUGCUCCAGCUACACCUGUUAUCCCAUGUCCUGAGCCAACCUCCUUUCCUAAUCACUCUGUCUCUGCCAAUAUGUCUACUACUUUGGAGGAGGGUGAUGAUCAAGCUAAAGAAUCCGGUCAUCCUUUGGACAAUGGAGAGAUUCCCACUUAUGAGAAGGAGGUGGUUGUCGAGAAAGUUGUUACCACUCAGAACGACGAUCAAGCUAAAGAAUCCGGCCAUCCUUUGGACAAUGGAGAGAUUCCCACUUAUGAGAAGGAGGUGGUUGUCGAGAAAGUUUUUGCCCCUCAGAAUGAUGCUCACCCAGUUUCUGAGGCAGUUGCUUCUAGUGUCCAGGAGGAGGAUGCCCCCAAGAAGUCCUAUGCAUCAGUGGCAAAUGCAUUGAAUUUCAAAACACAACCAUUUCAACAGAGGGUAUCACCCGUGAAACCUGUGAAACAGUCACAUACAGCUGCACCACCUGUGGUCACUUCUCAACAAACAGGUUCUCGCCCUCCCAGCAACAAUUCUGUGGAAAUCAAUAACAACAGUGCUACAGUUGAGGGUUACUCCAUAUUUGUUGCAAAUUUGCCUCUGGAUGCUACUGUUGACCAGCUUGUGCAGACUUUUACAAGAUUUGGGCCUAUUAAACCUAAUGGUGUGCAAGUCAGAAGUUAUAAGCAAGAAAAGAACUGUUUUGGUUUUGUGGAAUUUGAAUCAGCUGAUUCUGUGGAGAAGGCCCUUGAGGUCUCUACUGUCAUGAUUGGCACUCGAACAGCGCAUAUUGAGAGAAAGAAUGCAGCAAAAAAUGGUGGUGAAAAGUAUCCUUCAAGAAAGGGUGGUUUUAGGAAUGGCAAUUUUAGGAGCCGUGGAAACUUAAAUGGAGGCCAUGGCUAUGGCAGAAAUGAUUUUGAGAAUCAGGGUGCAGUCUCUGGUCAAUCUUGGGGCACCACUGGACGCAAUGGAGAAGCUAACAAGAAAGUUUAUCUAAAUGGGGAAGCUAGAGGUCCCCGUCAAGCUCGGGCUGGGAAUAACUAGACAAUCUCUUUCGCUAGAAUUUUGUUUAUUGCAUUUUUUUUCCCGAUUCACAACCAGAUAGGAAAUAUUAGAGCAAAUAGAUCAAGGCAUUUUAGUUUUUCGCUCUUAAGAUUUUGGCAAGGUUAAUUGAGUAAUUGCUAGGAAUCAUGAAAACAGAUUAUGCAGGGUUUUUAUGCUUUGGGAUAUUAUUUCUUAAGAAAUUAUUUCAAAGAA